Molecule: messenger RNA, 1010 nt
Organism: Octodon degus (degu)
Lineage: Eukaryota; Metazoa; Chordata; Mammalia; Rodentia; Octodontidae
Gene: Sult4a1
Product: sulfotransferase family 4A member 1
Exons: 7
Coding region: 30-884 (284 amino acids)
Biological process (GO): sulfation
Cellular component (GO): cytoplasm
Molecular function (GO): sulfotransferase activity
Source: RefSeq, a predicted model, not a curated record
AGGGGCGCGGGGCGGCGCGGGGCGGCGGCAUGGCGGAGAGCGAGGCCGAGACCCCCAGCACCCCGGGGGAGUUCGAGAGCAAGUACUUCGAGUUCCACGGCGUGCGGCUGCCGCCCUUCUGCCGCGGGAAGAUGGAGGAGAUCGCCAACUUCCCCGUGCGGCCGAGCGACGUGUGGAUUGUCACCUACCCCAAGUCCGGCACAAGCCUGCUGCAGGAGGUGGUCUACCUGGUGAGCCAGGGCGCCGACCCCGACGAGAUCGGCCUGAUGAACAUUGACGAGCAGCUCCCAGUGCUGGAGUAUCCACAGCCAGGCCUGGACAUUAUCAAGGAAUUGACAUCUCCCCGCCUCAUCAAGAGCCACCUUCCCUACCGCUUCCUGCCCUCCGACCUCCACAACGGCGACUCCAAGGUCAUCUACAUGGCUCGCAACCCCAAGGACCUGGUGGUGUCCUACUAUCAGUUCCACCGCUCCCUGCGGACCAUGAGCUACCGAGGCACUUUCCAGGAAUUCUGCCGGCGGUUUAUGAACGACAAGCUGGGCUACGGAUCCUGGUUUGAGCACGUUCAGGAGUUCUGGGAGCAUCGCACAGAUGCCAAUGUGCUCUUCCUCAAGUACGAGGAUAUGCACCGGGACCUGGUGACCAUGGUGGAGCAGCUGGCCCGAUUCCUGGGCGUGUCCUGUGACAAGGCGCAGCUGGAGUGCCUGACAGAGCACUGCCACCAGCUGGUGGAUCAGUGCUGCAAUGCUGAGGCCCUGCCCGUGGGCCGGGGAAGAGUUGGGCUGUGGAAGGACAUCUUCACUGUCUCCAUGAACGAGAAGUUUGACUUGGUGUACAAACAGAAGAUGGGGAAGUGUGACCUCACGUUUGACUUUUAUUUAUAAUGAUGGAAAUGGCGAACUUGCAUGCGGUCCCCAGACGCUCCUAGCUAACGUCUUGUAUGCAUUCAUUUAUCCCUUGCUGGAUACCCGGGAGCAGUGUGUAAGCCACGGGGGGAAGAACCCAUGGAG